Molecule: messenger RNA, 1625 nt
Organism: Cercospora beticola
Lineage: Eukaryota; Fungi; Ascomycota; Dothideomycetes; Mycosphaerellales; Mycosphaerellaceae
Source: RefSeq, a predicted model, not a curated record
AUGCGACUUCCUAUGACUUUACCAUCGCCGACGCGUUCGCAACGCAACACCGCACCGCCGCCCACAUGACCCUGCCCGGUGCCUUUCCGCCCGCCGGGCAUGCCGAUAUGACCACCACAGAUGCUUUGCCCGGCUCAAUGUCAACCGCCACGGCCAACACCGCCUGGACGCAGAACCCCUUCCUCCUCAGCCGUCAUCUGGUCUGGCGCUUGCGGCAGCGCGGCCUGCGCGUCGACAGGCCACACAUGCAGGCGGUCAUCAGCGCGUUCACGCGCUACGACGAACGCGUGUGGCUUCUGUUGCAGUGGGCGCGCCAGAUCGACCGCCAUGUCGGCCCGCAUGAGCGAAAGCGAGCGAUCCAACAGGCUCGCGCGCGCCCCGCGCCGCCUAACUGGAAUUGGAUGAGCGAGGAGUAUGAUCGACAGAGAGCGCUUGUGCCUGGCCUCGUGCUCAACGACGAAGCGCCCGCCAGCUCGACGGACAGUGGUAUCUCUUCACCGGGGAAGGGGGACACGCUGCACGAGGAUGUCAUCGAGAGUGUGGCGCGCCGCAUAUUCUGUAAACUCAUCAAGACGUGGGCACCAUCCCACGACGCUAGCCUGCUCGCCUUCGACCUCUGCAAAAUGCCCGAGACCUUGGACUUCUACAUCGACGACGAACUGCGCAACCGCGGCAACAGCAUGCGGCCCCCGGAUCGGCGCCUCGAGCUUUACAGCCAGCAGUGCGCCGCGUUGCAUGGUCGAUUGUGCGAAUUCAUAACCACCUCCGAGAUGCUGCAUCUCGUGCCAGAGUACUGCCCGAAUGCCGACGUCACGUCCUCUACCGAAGCAGACAUGGAAAAGAUGUACCAGGGCCUCGCGCACUGGGAACAAGGAACCCUGUUCCAGAGUAGCUCGUGGGACAUGGUGAGCACGCUGCACAAAGUUCUUCUCGUUGUGCUGAUCCUCCUCGGCGUUCCGAUGACAAAACAACAAGACUGAUCACAGAGCUCAACAAAGAGGAUGGACAAUGUCGAUACUGUUCAUGUGGCCACCUUUGACAGACGGAGAUGCCCCCAGAGUUGGACCAAGUCGUCUGGCUCAAGGAUGACGAGAUCAUCCACACUUUAGACGUUGGAUCCGCUGCCGGAUUUCUUCUGCCAGCUUCCGCAUGCGGUCGACAGCCGGACCUCUAUGCACAACAACGUCUUCACGAAUCAUCCGCCGCCAAGUCAAGGAUGUCUGACGCCAACGACUACGCGGGAUACAUGAGCGGCCUUCGUGCGGAGAGACUCGCGGUAGGAGAACGUUUGCAGUAUGUUAGAGAAUCGCCCCGAAAGGCCCAAUGCUACUGCUUCGAAGAUGAUUACUGUUGGACGGCAACACCCUCUGAACAUAUCUCGCUCAUAUUCUUUUUCACACGCGUACAUCGCGCUCGCCGUGGUCGGAGGAUCAAGAGCACUUGAAUGUUGCGCGCAAACUUGCAUAUUCUCUAAGACACGAGCCGCCAUUCGCAUCGAAUAGAUAGAUAGCUUAUACUGCGCAGAGUGGACGACGAGGUUUGAGGACCUUGGGUAUGUCAAGGCAGACCAUUAAGUAUAUCGAUGAAGAGUUACCAACGACGCCCGGAUUCAUCUUGACCCAUCA